AUGAUGCAAAAUUUGGAUAGACCAACAGAGAUAUGUACUAAUCAAGUUUUAUUAUCUAUUCCUAUUGAUGGUCGAUGGAUAUGGGAUGAAAAGAAAAAAGAACUUGUUUAUGAAAGUCGUCAUCGAAUAAAUAAUAAUAAAAAAUCAAUUUCAAAUGAAUUAUUAAAAAUUGAUCUAAGAUCUGGUUUAAUUCAUUAUCGAAAACAAAAUCGACCUUUACAAUAUAUUAUUAAAACAAAAGAUAAUAACAAAAUUACACUUGAUGAUGUUAUUCGUUAG
Messenger RNA from Rotaria sp. Silwood1, 279 nucleotides. NCBI's taxonomy places the organism in Eukaryota, Metazoa, Rotifera, Eurotatoria, Philodinida, Philodinidae. The record is from the annotation of a GenBank genome assembly.